Messenger RNA from Funneliformis geosporum, 187 nucleotides. The record is from the annotation of a GenBank genome assembly. NCBI's taxonomy places the organism in Eukaryota, Fungi, Glomeromycota, Glomeromycetes, Glomerales, Glomeraceae.
AUGCAAAAAGAUAAUGAUAAAGAAAUUCGAAAAGAUGGAAAUAAUUUAGCUAAUUUAUAUUUAACAGAAGAUGAAUGGAGUGGUAUUGAAGAAUUAGUAUUUAUUCUUUAUCCAUUUUUUCAAGCUACAAAAUUUUUAAGUGGUGCUACUUAUUCAACAUUAUCUAUUUUUUAUCCUACAAUUAAAG